Molecule: messenger RNA, 892 nt
Organism: Salvia miltiorrhiza (redroot sage)
Lineage: Eukaryota; Viridiplantae; Streptophyta; Magnoliopsida; Lamiales; Lamiaceae
Product: protein S40-4
Exons: 1
Coding region: 212-703 (163 amino acids)
Source: RefSeq, a predicted model, not a curated record
AGUUGGGGGAACCUUAUCCGUUCCAACCCUUUAUAAAAGCAGAUCAAAACCUCCAUCUUAAACUAUCAACUUGGCAGAACAAAUUCUCUCUCAUCAUUUCACAGUUCAACAACCACACGCUUAUAGAGAGAGGAAAUAGUCAGCCCAAACAAUACACACAAAAAAGAGAGAGAGAGAGGAUUUAUUCAUCAAACCUUUCUUUCUGAGUUAUAUGGCUGCAUCCAAAAGCUACUGCGCCAGAGCAAACUACAGAUUCCUCCCGAACGAUCAGGCUCUCAGUAACGAUCCGAUGAUCUUCGAGCUCGACGAGUCGGACGUCUGGAACGCGGCGGUGCGAUCGCAGUCGCCGGAGAUUCGCAAGACGAGUAAUUCCAGACUCUCACGGAAACCGUCGUCAGUGGCGGGGGGCAACGGACGCGUCGGCGGUCCGUCGUCGCUGCCGGUGAACGUCCCCGACUGGUCGAAGAUUCUGAAGGACGAGUACAUGGAUAAUCGCCGGAGAGAGAGCGACGACUAUUACGACGAGGACGACUGCGAGGAGAGCGGCGAUCGGAUUCCGCCGCACGAGUUUCUGGCGCGUCAAAUGGCGAGGACUAGGAUCUCCUCCUUCUCGGUGCACGAAGGGAUCGGGAGGACUCUCAAGGGCAGAGAUCUCAGCAGGGUCAGAAAUGCGAUUUGGCAGAAAACUGGUUUCGAGGAUUGAUUCAAUUUUUCAUUUUCAUUUUUAUUUUUAUUUUUAUUUUUAUUUUGCCCUUUUUACGGUUUUUAUUCCGGAAAAAAGCCUCAUUUUGACCUGACGGAGGCGAUGGGAGGAUUGCUGCUGGCUAGGGAAUGUAAUUCUAACACUUUGAGAUUGGGAAAAGGAAAAAAAAAUCCGAUUUUUGGAUUCAAA